Molecule: messenger RNA, 2705 nt
Organism: Solea solea (common sole)
Lineage: Eukaryota; Metazoa; Chordata; Actinopteri; Pleuronectiformes; Soleidae
Exons: 5
Coding region: 220-2037 (605 amino acids)
Source: RefSeq, a predicted model, not a curated record
GAAACAGAUGUUGCAAAAGCAUUCAGUUUGCCAAAGAACUCAAAAGAAAGGAAACUGCAGUUGGACUACAUACGAAAUAAGGGGAACUUUGAGCACAAUAGUGAGGUUUUGGAGACACAGAAAGGCAAACUCAUCCCAUGGAAGCAACCACAGAAAAAAUCUGAAGGACAGGAAUUUGCACAUUGUAUUCACUGCUAUGGUUUGUUCUCAAGAAGAGCAAUGUGGCGGCAUUUUCAGGUUUGCAACUUCAAACCUGAGAGUAGUAAACCCGGUAAAACUCGUGUUCUUUCUUUGUGUGCUUUCGCUGAACCUGCUCCACCUGGAUUUAAUGAUGCUUAUUGGAAGUUCUUAAGUGUUAUGAAUCAAGACAGGAUUGCAGUUGCUAUUAAAGAAGACCGCUGUAUUCUUGAAUAUGGUUACAGACUGUUCAGGAAGAACGAGAAGGUGGUCAGUCAACACCAGUAUAUUCGGCAAAAACUGAGAGAGCUUGGCAGGCUGUUAUUGAAAGCAAGACAAGUUACACAUGUGAAGACCAUCCAAGAACUCAUAAAACCUGAACAGUACAGUCAGGUGGUCACUGCUGCAAAGAGCCUAUCUGGAUUCAGUGAGCAAACUGGCAAAUACCAAUGUCCGUCUCUUGCUCGCAAGGUUGGACACAGCUUGUAUUCUUUGGCCAUGUUUAUCAAGUCCGAAGGCCUGAAAAAGAAAGAUAAACAAGCUACUCAAGAUGCUGAGGAGUUUGCGCUGCUUUAUCAAGAAAGUUGGAGAUUUGACAUUGCAAGCCAAGCAUUAACUCAACUUGACCAGACCAAAUGGAAUGCUCCUCUACUGUUACCUUUCACACAAGAUAUUCAAAAGUUUCAUUGUCAUCUAGCUGAGAAACAGCAGCAACAUUUGAAUGAUCUGCAAAAACACCCAUCACCAUCAAACUGGAAGGAGCUUGCAAAAGUUACCCUCACACAAGUUGUACUGUUUAACCGGCGGAGAGGAGGGGAAGUGUCCAGGAUGCUUCUGUCUGCGUAUCUAUCAAAGGACACAUCAGACACACAUGGUGACGUUAGCUUGGCCCUUACACCGCUUGAACAGAAGCUGUGCAAACAUUUUGUAAGGAUUACAAUUGUAGGAAAGAGAGGAAGAAAGGUUCCAGUUCUUUUAACCCCAAUCAUGAGAGAGUCACUUGAUGCUCUGACUGAGAAGAGAGAAGAAUGUGGAGUGCUGUCUGAAAAUGGAUAUCUGUUUGCAUUACCUCACUCUGUCCAUUACAUAAGGGCUUGUGACUGCAUAAGGCAGUUUGUGAAAGAAUGUGAUCACCUUGAAAAUCCUAAAGCCUUAACAUCAACAAGACUAAGGAAACAUAUCGCCACCCUCUCUACUGUAUUGAACCUUAAGACCACAGAACUCGAUCAGUUGGCAGACUUCCUUGGCCAUAAUAUUGCUGUGCACCGAAAGCACUACCGCCUUCCGGAGGGCACCCUCCAGUUGGCCAAAAUCAGCAAAGUGCUUCUGGCAAUGGAACAGGGACGCCUAGGAGAAUACAAAGGAAAGAGCCUGGAUGAAAUUCAAGUUGACGUGAAUGAGACCAUUGGCAUAGAGGGGCCUUCAGAAGAGGACAUUGAAGGAGAACAGGGGUCAGAAGAUGAGGAGAGCAUGUCAUCCCUGAACAUCUGUACCUCAACAUCACAAGUCCAAAACCAGGGAGUGUCUCCAACGGAUGUCACUAUGCCAGGACAACAGGGGUCAGAAGAUGAGGUCAGCACGUCAUCCCUGCAAGAAUGUACCUCCACAUCGCAAGUCCAAAACCAGAGUGUGUCUGCAAGAAAGAGAGGUAAGCAAGCUCCUGUGAGACGUUGGACACCAGAGGAAAUUGCUGCAGUAGAAAAACAUCUGAAGAAGUUCAUUGUGAGGCAAGAUGUUCCAGGUAAAGCGGACUGUGAGCGCUGCAUUGCUUCAGAACCGCAAGCGCUACAAAAUAGAGACUGGAAAGCAGUCAAAUAUUUCAUCAAAAAUAGAAUAACUACCAUGAGAAGAAAAUUAUAAUGAAAGCAGUUCAACGAUCAGAGGUAUGGACACACAUUUUCAGUUUGGGUCCUAUACUUUGUUUAAAUGUUUUGAAAUGUACUGUAGUUUAAAGUAGCUGCUGUGGUUUUAGCAGUCAACAACACAUUAAACAAGUACAUGUUUGGCAAAGUCAAAUGUUUGAUUAUCUGGUUAACUUUGCAGUAAUGAUUGUUUUGUUUUCCUGUAAUCAUUAGUUGCAGCAUUAGAGUCUCAAUUUUGUCUCAAGCAUGUUCUAUGUUUUUUGUGAAACAAUACACGGGCAGAUGUGUACACAAAUUAUUCAUAUUUGAUACACUGACCUUUGUGGUCCACAUUAUUUAUUGGUACAGCAAACCUGCAUUCAUUCCAUGCUAAAGACUGACAGGAUGCUUCACAGCACUUAUUUUUAGAGGAUGGAGUCAUAGAACUAUCUCUUACCUGUGAAGGAAUGCAUAGCUGCAGCAUGUAUUGGUCACUGAUGAGCCUCUGUGACAGGUCAGUAUUAAAAACAUCUUCAUGUUGUGUGGACUAAAGUUUCAUGGUUUAAUUUUUUGAUUGAUUGUCACUGAAGACCUGAAUGUUUGCAACCGGACACCAAGCAGAUGGGUCAUCCUGAGCACAUAUUAAAAAUUUCUCUACCAAAUAUGAAUGACAGUACGUUGUAGACU